Annulohypoxylon maeteangense is the source of this 5479-nucleotide messenger RNA. Its product is annotated as Oligoxyloglucan reducing end-specific cellobiohydrolase. The record is from RefSeq and is a predicted model, not a curated record. Bases 420 to 4976 code for a protein of 1518 amino acids. Lineage: Eukaryota; Fungi; Ascomycota; Sordariomycetes; Xylariales; Hypoxylaceae. Gene Ontology annotation, molecular function: protein binding. The transcript has 2 exons. Gene Ontology annotation, biological process: Golgi to vacuole transport; protein targeting to vacuole; Golgi to endosome transport. Gene Ontology annotation, cellular component: Golgi apparatus; membrane.
GAGAAGAGCAGCUGCGAAGUCUCCUGGAUUGUCCGCGCGGCGCAUUUUCAAAGCUGAGACUUUCAAUUCAUGUACAUCGUACAUUUUGCACAUUCUAUUUUGCAUUUCACAUCUUAACAACCAACGAUUCAUGACACAUAAUGCAGUGUUUAUACUAUUGAAGACGCAAUCCAUCACUUUUCUUUCUCGGAAAGUAAAGAAAAUCACUCUUUCAUUACUCGAUUAUUCCUGAUCCUCUAUCUCUUGUGUUAUCAAGUAACAACAGCUGCCUAUUUGUACCUACGUAGGUAGCAUCACAUCUAGUUUAAAUUUCCUGCUCCUUCUAGUUGCACCCUUCCGCAUCCAUCUCGAGUCCUCUCUGCGCAGGAAACCAGAUUCUUUGUCAUGAUCUCCACGUUAUUUCCGAUAACCACGCAACCAUGAGGGCUAGGGGAGCUUCGGGGGCGGCAGCCUCGCUUUGGUCGUCCAUAUUCUUGCUGACUGCUCUUCUAUGGACCACCCCGACUGUUUACGCGAAGAACGGACCGACCAUCGUCGCCAAAAACUUUGAAAACCCCCCAAACAAUCUGAACUAUUUUAAGGGGUCAAAUGUCGUCUUAUUUCAAGAAGCCUACGGAAAUACCAUAUGGCGCUCGACUGAUGGCGGCGCAACUUGGUCGAAAGCUGAUGGGAUUGAACACGAUAAGGCUGCCGCGUUGGUCAUGCACGAAUACGAUCCGAAGCGCGCCUACGUUUUGACCCGUGGUAACCUUCACUGGAAGACAGAUGACCAGGGAGAGACAUGGAAGACUUUCUUUACCGACGCGUACACGAGCAAUUCUAUCGAUACCAUCGGCCGAUGGAUGAGUUUCCACGCUGACGACCAUGACAAGAUUCUGUUUACCGGUAUGGAUUGUCCGUUUCCCGAUCUCUGCGAAGAGGUGGUCAUGUAUACCAAAAAUAACUUCGAGGACGAUGCCAAAUUCUUGCGCGGGCGCACUCAAGGCUGUUGGUGGGCCAAGUCAUCUCCACUUUUCACUACCGGCGAUGACGAGAAGGAUAAACAGAGAAUUCUAUGCAUCGUUAGAGGCGGCAUCUUUUCUCCCCAGGAGGACAACCGCCUUCUAAUUUCCGAUAAUUUUUUUAGUGCCGAAGGCGCCGACGGAGUUGUCCAGGAGUAUGAGCCGGAUUUGAACGGCAAUGGCGCCAUCCAGGGUAUCGUGAAACUAGUCGAAGUCAAGAAAUUCCUCCUAGUAGCCGUCACCUCGCGUAACACGGCAGAGAUGGCUCUGUUUGUGACCGGCGAUACCGUAAAAUGGCACCGUGCUGUGUUCCCUCGCGAUCAUCCUAUCCUUGAAUCAUCGUAUACCGUAUUGGAGAGUACCAACUAUAGCAUCCAAAUCGAUGUCAGGACAAGCAAGCGGCUGUCCAAUCCGAUGGGCACGCUAUUGACUAGCAAUUCGAAUGGCACCUAUUUCACCAGGAAUGCCGAGCAUACCAAUCGUAACUUAGAAUCCUUCGUCGACUUCGAGAAGGUCUCCAACAUCCAAGGGAUUUUCUUAGUCAACCAAGUGGACAACUGGAAGGAAGUAGAAGAAGGGAAGGCGGAUAAAAAAAUCAAGACUAGGAUCACAUUCGACGAUGGUAGAACUUUCGAGUCUGUCAAGACAGGCGACGAAGAAAUUCAUUUACACUCCGUCACGGAAAUGAACAAUGUUGGCCCCGUCUUUUCAAGUCCUGCUCCGGGUCUCGUAAUGGGCAACGGUAACCACGGCAGUCAUCUCAAGGGCUACUGGGAAUCGCACCUUUAUAUAUCCGACGAUGCCGGCCGGACGUGGAUCGAAGGGCCAAAGGGCCCGCACAAAUACGAAUUUGGUGACCAGGGAUCUAUCCUUCUCGCUGUUAAAGAUAGUGAGGAAGCUGAUGUAAAGAAUAUCAAGUAUUCCUUGGACCACGGUAAAAAUUGGGAGACGGCCGAAUUGCCGGAAGGCCUGAGCAUCUCUCCUUGGACGCUGUUGACCACACAAGAUUCGACAAGUCUCAAGUUUCUGCUCACUGCUAGAAAGGGGUCGAGAGCUUCUCCCACCGGUUUCUACGUCAUAUCCAUUGACUUCGAGGGCCUGCACGAGAAUACCUGCAAGGACAAUGACAUGGAGGACUGGUUCGCGCGAGUGGAUGACGAUGGCAAUGCCAGCUGUGUGAUGGGCCACACGCAGAAGUACCAUAGACGGAAGAAGGAUGCGAUGUGCUUCAUUAAACAAGAGUUCAAAGAUCCUGCUCCUGAGUCAUCCCCGUGCGAUUGCACCAAGGCCGAUUUUGAGUGCGACUUCAACUUCGUGCAAGACGGGGACGAAUGCAAGCCCGCUGGCCCCAUCCAGGCCCCCGAGGGCGCGUGUAAGGGUGAUAACCCGGACGAGAAGUUUUUAGGGUCAUCCGGUUGGCGUCUCAUCCCCGGAAACGUAUGUAAACGCACAGGAGGUGAUCAGAAAGAUAAACAGAAGGAGUGGAGUUGUUCGGACGCUAAAAGCUCGCCAAACGCACCCGGAAGUAAUAAGAUCGAACAUGUUCAAUUUCCUUUCGAUGGCGAUUUUGAUCGCUUCGAUAAACACUACCUUGAGCGUGGUGAUUUAGACUCGGAGGAUGGAGAGACGAUCAUCGCUAGACCGUAUAAAAUGGUAGCCCGCGCAGCCGGCGACGUUUUCGUCACGCACGAUCAUGGUAAAAAUUGGACCAAGGCUAAGCUGCCCGGCGACGAGGGUAUUUAUGCGAUAAUCACCCAUCCUUAUGUGAAGGACAUGGCCUUCCUCUUGACCCGAGAAAAGAAAGUUUUUUACACUGUCGACCGUGGUCGGCAUUUCGACUACUUCGAACCACGAGAUGAACCAGAUACUUCCUUGAAUAGGGUACCUCUUGCGUUUCAUCCAGAUCGGCCAGACUGGCUCAUAUGGCAUGGAAAGAAGUGCCGUAGCAAGGGUGACUGCUACCUUGAGGCCUCCCUUUCUACUGAUCGCGGUGAUAGCUGGGAGACGAUCAAGCGUAAUGUGAUCAAGUGCGAGUUCACCGGCUCAUCCGCAUAUAAAUUUCGGAAUAACACACAAAUUCUUUGCCUUGCAAGAGCGCGUGAAGAUAACGAAGAUAACAACCCCUCCCAGCUCUUGUAUAGUGACGAGUUCCCGAAAUACAAGAUGAGCGUGGCUUUGGAGAACGUUAUCGAUUUCGCGACCAUGGCUGAAUUCAUCGUCGUCGCCACGGAAAAUAAAACAGAGGGGACGCUCAACGCGCUUGCUAGUAUGAAUGGGCGGGACUACGCACCAGCACACUUCCCAUUCAACUUCCAGGUCCCACAUACAAAUGCAUAUACUGUCCUAGACAGCUCGACUCACGCCGUCAAUUUAUUUGUCGUAACCGAGGAAGAGGAAAACCACCGCUAUGGGUCGAUUCUAAAAAGCAACUCGAACGGGACAUCAUAUGUGUUAAGCAUUGCGGGCGUCAACAGUGAUAAGAGCUACUAUGUGGAUUUCGAAAAGAUGCUCGGCUUGGAAGGAGUUGUGGUAGUCAAUACAGUAGAGAAUAAGGGUAGCGAUUCGGAGCCUAAAAAGCUUACCACCAGAAUCAGCCACAAUGAUGGUGCCGAGUGGGGAUUCCUGCCGCCUCCUGGGCGGGAUCUUGACGGCAAGGAAUUCAGCUGCUCCAGUAAAAAUGGGGAUGAGUCAUGCGCUCUCCAUAUCCAUGGCUAUACUGAACGAGCCGAUCAUGGGAAGACAUACUCUUCAGAGUCAGCAGUCGGCAUCAUGUUUGGUGUCGGCAACGUCGGACCCAUUCUCGGGGAUCCUAAGGAUGCCGACACCUUCAUGACGGCUGACGCUGGGCUAAGCUGGAAGAUGGUGAAGAAAGGCAGCUGGACAUGGUCUUUCGGUGAUCAAGGAUCUAUCGUAGUUCUCGCACAAAGGAACACACGAUCUAGGUCUAUAUCCUACUCACUUGAUCGGGGCGAGACUUGGAACGACUACAAUUUCUCAGAUUCCGAGGUCGUCAUCACCGAUAUCACGACCCUGCGUUCUGGUUCGUCCAGGAAUUUCCUCCUCUGGGGCCACCAAGGCGACAAGCUCUUCACCGUGAAUAUCGAUUUCUCGGGCUUGGCGAGCGAGCCAUGCAAGGAUGACGAGGACCGGGAGAAAUCAGACUACGAAUUGUGGUCGCCGCAGCAUCCUUUACAGCCGAACGGUUGUCUGUUCGGCCAUAGGAACCAAUACCUACGUAAGAAGAAGGAUAGGAAAUGCUACAAUAGCUACAAGCUUCAACACUUGUACAACGUCGAGAAUUGUGAGUGUACUCGACAGGACUUUGAAUGCGAUUAUAACUUCGAAAUGGACAACCAUGGACACUGUGGACUCGUCGAGGGUCUUCAACCCCUUGACCCCGAGCAGGUUUGCAAGGACAAGCCCGACGAAAUUGAGUACUACGAGCCUAGCGGCUUCCGUCGAAUCCCCUUGACCACAUGUAAAGGGGGCUUCGAGGCGGACAAGGUGCUUCAAGCUCAUCCUUGCCCCGGUCACGAGGAAGAAUUCGAAAAAGCGCGCGGCAUCUCCGGCGUCGGUCUCUUCUUUGCCAUCGUUCUUCCGUUUGGGUUCGCGUCACUGGCCGGCUGGUGGGUGUACCGUAACUGGCAGAGCAAGUUCGGGCAGAUCCGGCUCGGUGAACAAAGUGCUUUCAACAGCGAUUCACCGUGGGUCAAGUACCCCGUAGUGGCGGUGUCGGCGGUGGUGGCGGUUAUCGGCGCGAUGCCCCUCCUUAUAGGAAGUUUAUGGAGAAGUGUAAGCUCUUCUGUAGACAGGUUCAGGGGCGCGAGAGACAGUGGCGGCCGGUAUGACUGGCUGCGAGGUAGCCAGCGAAGGUAUACAACCAGAGACAGCUUCGCCCGAGGGCGAGGUGACUACGCUAUCGUGGACGAAGACGAAGGCGAGCUUCUCGGCGACGAUAGCGAUGACGAGGUAUGAGUAACGAGGAGAUUUAUUUUUUUCCUCUUACGUCAUCUAUAGUAGGAGGGGAGAAAUUGAGUGUAUUUACAACUCGGGAGGCGCAUCGGCAAUGGGCAGGGUUUAGGAAAAUCAUGAUGAUCUAAGUGGGGGAUGGUGUAAGUAAGAAAAAGAUGCAUUCGUUGUCGUUAUCUACAACAUUACAGGCAUUUAAAAUCACCUAGGUAGUCAGUCACUGUAACAUUGUGUGAUGGAAGAGAUCGUUUUAGUUGCUCCUUUGCUUCCCCCACCCCCUUUUCUUUUUUAGGUUAGCAUCACCACCACCACCAUGGUUCAGGAGUAAUAGGGCUUGAUGUGUUUUAGGUGAGCCUGUUGAUAAGAUAGUCCCCGCACAAAUUCGAGAAUUCUCGUUCCAGUUGAAUAGACAAGACAAAGUAAACGAAUCGGUUUCUUCCUUAUCUCCAGGUAGAUUUUACGGUAUGCUAGGAUGAUAAGUUACAAGUAAUUUCCAAUUCAGCCUACAC